UCCAUUUCUGCUAUUGUAUUGUUAUUAUACUGGCAGCUUUCUCUCUAUAAAGACACAUUAGUGAAAGAAAAUGGCAAGCUCAGGCUCAUUCUCCAGGCAGCUAAGUGGCAGGGAAGAUUGGAUAUCAACAUCUAAGAGGUGGGGUUGCAAUAACCAAUCCAAGCACAGCACUGCUGAAACUGGUUUCAACUGGGGUUGCGAGACGAGUUUUCAGCAAAUGGAGGAGCUUAACAAUGGUGGGUUGGGUAUGAGAAAGAGAGUGAUGGUGGUGGUGGAUUACACGUCUCACUCCAGGCAUGCAAUGAUAUGGGCACUCACUCAUGCAGCUAACAAGGGUGAUUUGCUCACUCUGCUUCACAUUAUCCCUUCUGGUGCUGAUUCUUCUUCUCCUCAUCUUGCUAAUUCUCUUGGCUCUCUUUGCAAAGCUUGUAAACCUCAGGUGGAAGUGGAAGCACUAGUAAUCCAUGGGCCAAGGCUGGCCACAGUGAUGAACCAAGUGAAGAAGCUAGAUGUUUCUGUUCUAGUAGUAGGCCACAAAAGACCCUCUCCCCUUACCAGUUGCCUCUGUGGAAGCAGCAGCAGUGAGGAUUUUGUGGAGCAGUGUAUUAACAAUGCAGAGUGCCUGACUAUUGGAGUGAGCAAGCAAAGCAAAAAUGUGGGUGGUUAUCUUAUCAGCACCAGAUGGAAGAAGAACUUCUGGCUCUUGGCUUAGUUCGAACAUCACGUUUACUUAGAUAAAAAGAGUUAUUAUAAUUAUUAGAUUCUAAUCUCAGUCUCUGUAAAAUGUGAGCUUACUUAAUGCUAACUAUAUCGUCCUUCGUACCAAUUAAAUAUCAUGGCAAUUUCUCUCUUUUUAAGUUUUGUAGCCAAUAGUCACUGAGCAUCAGGUGAUGGCAGAUACAUUCUCUGAGUUAGUUUUUGAGAAAAUUACUAUUUAAUCUUGAGAAUG
This is a messenger RNA of Manihot esculenta (cassava), 949 nucleotides long. RefSeq lists its product as uncharacterized. The coding region runs from base 71 to 712 and encodes 213 amino acids. The transcript has 3 exons. Lineage: Eukaryota; Viridiplantae; Streptophyta; Magnoliopsida; Malpighiales; Euphorbiaceae. The record is from RefSeq and is a predicted model, not a curated record.